UUCGCACCAUGCUGAAGUUCGUGAUCUUGUUGUCCGCAGUUGCCUGCGCCCUGGCUGGCACCGUCCCCGAGGGACUCCUGCCCCAGUUGGAUGGUCGCAUUGUCGGCGGCACCACCACCACCAUCAGCAGCUUCCCCUGGCAGAUCUCCCUGCAGCGCAGUGGCAGCCACUCCUGCGGAGGCUCCAUCUACUCCAGCAACAUCAUCGUGACCGCCGCUCACUGCCUGCAGUCCGUGUCCGCCUCCGUCCUGCAGGUCCGCGCUGGAUCCUCCUACUGGAACUCUGGUGGCGUCACCGUCUCCGUUGCCUCCUUCAAGAACCACGAGGGCUACAACGCCAACACCAUGGUCAACGACAUCGCCAUCGUCAGGCUGAGCAGCAACCUGAGCUUCAGCUCCACCAUCAAGGCCAUCGGUCUGGCUAGCUCCAACCCCGCCAACGGCGCUGCUGCCACCGUCUCCGGCUGGGGCACCCAGUCCUACGGAUCCAGCUCCAUCCCCUCCCAGCUGCAGUACGUGAACGUGAACAUCGUCAGCCAGUCCAACUGCGCUUCCUCCACCUACGGAUACGGCAGCCAGAUCAAGAGCACCAUGAUCUGCGCCUACUCCAGCGGCAAGGAUGCCUGCCAGGGUGACUCCGGCGGCCCUCUGGUCUCCGGUGGAGUCCUCGUUGGUGUCGUCUCCUGGGGAUACGGUUGCGCUUACGCCAACUACCCCGGUGUCUACGCCGAUGUCGCUGCUCUCCGCUCCUGGGUGGUCAGCAACGCCUAAGAACUUUGCGAAAUAAAACGAACUUCCCGAUUAUAA
Messenger RNA from Drosophila biarmipes, 806 nucleotides. RefSeq names its product trypsin delta. The transcript has a single exon. Gene Ontology annotation, molecular function: serine-type endopeptidase activity. Gene Ontology annotation, biological process: proteolysis. The record is from RefSeq and is a predicted model, not a curated record. The coding region runs from base 9 to 770 and encodes 253 amino acids. Lineage: Eukaryota; Metazoa; Arthropoda; Insecta; Diptera; Drosophilidae.